Molecule: messenger RNA, 288 nt
Organism: Trichomonas vaginalis G3
Lineage: Eukaryota; Parabasalia; Trichomonadida; Trichomonadidae
Exons: 1
Coding region: 1-288 (95 amino acids)
Source: RefSeq, a predicted model, not a curated record
AUGGCUCUGAAUAAAGGAGAUAUGACUCUUGCUCCAAAGGAUUCAAUCAUCUUUAACUUCCUUAACAGUGAUAAUGAGAAAAAGCCAUCAGGCCUUGGCGCUAAACCUACACCAAAACCAAAUACAUUGUCAAAAGUACCUGUAACUCAAGCGGCACCUAAACAAAAACAAGAUACAAAAGAAGAAAAAAGUCACUCAAUUAGAAUUCCUGAUUUUGAAGAAAUCAAAUUAUCAGGAAUCGAUUUUUCAAAAUUCCAAGCAGAAAAGAAAGACACAGUCUCCAAAUAA